Molecule: messenger RNA, 462 nt
Organism: Bactrocera tryoni
Lineage: Eukaryota; Metazoa; Arthropoda; Insecta; Diptera; Tephritidae
Product: ADP-ribosylation factor-like protein 6-interacting protein 4
Exons: 1
Coding region: 1-462 (153 amino acids)
Source: RefSeq, a predicted model, not a curated record
AUGAAAUCGUUAUAUUUACUUUUGUUGGGGCUUUUAGUUCUUUCGGCUCAAACUGGCUUCACAAUAGCAGCUGACGUCACAGAAUCAUCUGAUACUGAUGCCGACGAAACAACUCAAGCUGUUGCAGACGCAACUGCCAAAGCAGAGGCCGCUGAAGACUCAACUGCUGCAGAAACUGCUGAAGAAACAACAGCUACAAAAUCUGCUGAAUCUUCAACCACGACACGCGCGGCAGAGUCAACAACACUAACUACUGAUUCAGAAUCUUCAAGUACAGAAUCUUCAAGCUCAGCCUCUUCUGGAAGCAACAGUGCUGCAGCCAAAAAAAGACGUGCCGCAAAACGUGCAGCAAAGCGUAGAAGAAAACAACAAGCUGCUAAAAAAAGACGUCAAAAUAAGAAAAAGCAACAACGCAAAAAAAGAAGGCAGCAAAAGAGAAAAAGCCGCAUUAAUAAAAAUUAA